GCGGGGCCGGGCGCGGCGCUUUGUUGGCGGGGCCAUGGCCUGCGUGCCCGGGCAGCCGGUGGCCGCCGUGGUGCAAAGAAUUGAAAUCCAUAAGCUUCGCCAAGGUGACAAUUUGAUUCUGGGAUUCAGCAUUGGAGGUGGCAUUGAUCAGGAUCCUACUCAGAAUCCAUUCUCUGAAGACAAGACUGACAAGGGCAUCUAUGUAACAAGGGUGACAGAAGGUGGCCCAGCAGAAGUUGCAGGACUUCAGAUUGGAGAUAAGAUCAUGCAGGUGAAUGGCUGGGAUAUGACAAUGGUGACCCAUGACCAGGCUAGGAAGAGGCUGACAAAAAGGAAUGAAGAAGUGGUGAGGCUGCUGGUGACCAGGCAGUCCCUGCAGAAGGCUGUGCAACAAUCCAUGAUGUCCUAACCCAUCCAUCAGCAGGUUGGGGAAGGGUUGGGGAGGGAGAUGCACAGACUGGUAUCGAGCAAGGGAGCAAAUGCCUGAACAGGUUGUCUGGGAAGGAGUGUCUGUUCCUAACUGUGGUAAACACUAUUUUAAUAUUUUUUUUUUUUCUUUCUCUGGUGUAACUGGCAGUAGUAAAACUCUAGUCCCCCCAGCAAGAGUGCCUCUCUAAAGUCUUCCCUGCAGGUACAUGGUAAGACUUGACUGUAGACAUGGCUUUCAGGAGGACAGGACAAAUCCUAGUUGCCUAAGGAAGCAACUGGAGAAGCCUUAACUUGGACAAGAUCCUUCUCUAGCACAAAAGCUUCCUCUUUUAAGAGGAAAUGUGGUUUCUACUAUGGAAGAGAAGAGGAUUUGCUCUGCUUAAGCCUUUAGAAGUGAGUUGUCCUGUCCUGCUAAGCUAUCAAAUGAAAGAAUGAAGAGUUGCACACUGCUGUGGGGAGGAGCACUGUACUAAUCUCACAUUGUGUGCUAGAUAGAUGGAGAAUGCUGAAGGGUUUGGGGCAUUUACUGUUUACUGCAAAGACUCCCUGCACGAAGCAGCCUCUUCAGACAAGAAACAACUAAGACAGUGUUAGAUCAAUACCUGCAAAGUACAAUCCAUAGACACUACAGUUCAAUUUCACUGUCAGAGUAAAACAUUAAUUCUCCUUGUUCCCAAGUAAUUUGUAAUAUCAAUUGAAUCAAGGAAAGAAAACACUUGCUGAACUUACCAAAAGAGCUGCUGGGGAGUGGAGAGUCUUUCUUCAUUCCACUUCUAUCAGACCUGAAAUGGGCAGGGUGGAUUCUGGCCUGGCUUCUAGAAGAUUCUGCUUAAAUCACUGGUUUAUUGGAUGGAAGAGAUUAAUAUACCAGUAAUUUCAAAAGUGCCUCUUGACCAAAUUUAAACUUCUGGUAAGAUACUAAGUUGUUUAAAUCAACAUGCCACGGGAUUUAAGAUUUUUGCUGCAACACUAAGUUGAUUAUCUAGCAUCCUAGUGGUUUGUUAAUUAGCUAGCUUUACAAUUAUCCAAAAACUGGAGUCCUUGAUCCCCUUCAGCUGACCUGUACUUUCCUUAGGCAGCCUUCAGGUGAGCUGUUGUAAAUAGAACACGAGGAGGUGGCAGACUAACUUAUUCAGUAUGUUACUGCUGUGCCAUGUACCUGUGUUGUGAUAAAUGCAUCUCAGACUGUUCUGUACACACCAGCAGAUGCCUAAUGACCAUUUUCAUAUCUGGAAUUACUCCAAUACUGCCUUUGAAUUUUGUAACUUAAGAUUUCAGUGGUAAAUUUUAAGGCUUUCAAGUUGAAGUUAUUUUUGUUACUAUAAUGAUACACUGCUAUUUGUACUGCUAUUACACUUGAUUUUUACACACAAUAAAACAAGGUUGGAUUACCUGA
Molecule: messenger RNA, 1825 nt
Organism: Apus apus (common swift)
Lineage: Eukaryota; Metazoa; Chordata; Aves; Apodiformes; Apodidae
Gene: TAX1BP3
Product: Tax1 binding protein 3
Exons: 4
Coding region: 35-409 (124 amino acids)
Biological process (GO): neurotransmitter receptor transport postsynaptic membrane to endosome; neurotransmitter receptor transport, endosome to postsynaptic membrane
Cellular component (GO): postsynaptic density; adherens junction; postsynaptic membrane
Molecular function (GO): protein binding
Source: RefSeq, a predicted model, not a curated record